AUGGAGAAGAAGUUAAGGAUAAAGAAGAAAGUAUGGAUGGGAAAGAAGUUUGGGAUGGAGAAGAAGUUUGGAAUGGAGAAGAAGUUAAGGAAGAAGAAGAAGUUAAGGAGGAUGGAGAAGAAGUUAGGGAAGGAGAAAAAAUUAAGAAUGAAGAAAAAGUUAGGGAAGGAGAAGAAGUUAAGUGUCGCCGCCUCCCCGAAAACGGGGGCGCG
Sphenostylis stenocarpa is the source of this 212-nucleotide messenger RNA. Lineage: Eukaryota; Viridiplantae; Streptophyta; Magnoliopsida; Fabales; Fabaceae. The record is from the annotation of a GenBank genome assembly.